UGCUCGCCUGCUCUCAUGGCUCUGACAGCUCUCCGUGUCGUCCCCUUGAUCAUGCAGCUGAAAUAGACAACUGGCCGCUUGUAAUAGACUUGAGAACCUUGUACCCAGUCUGCUCGCCUACGACGACAAACGGGGCAAAGGUGUGUGUUUGCAAGAGUAGUCGUGGGGGAGGGGAGGGGGAGGAUCCGCCAGGUAAGACACACACCGCCUCAGUGUGCUCUUGGCCACGGUCACGAGCGGACUGCAGCGCUUGGCCGCUCCUGCGUGUUGGGGAACCACUCUCUCUCCCCUUCUUUUCUCACUUUAUAUAUACAAUUGCAUUCUACCUCUUUAGUCGGAGAAGAAACGCUUCCCCCUGGCAUCGGGCUGGCCUCGAUUUUAGAGGGGAUUUUUUUCUCUAGAUUUGACAAGUGUUAUGAAAUGAAAAAAAAAAAAAGCUACUGACGUGAAAAGUGUUUUUGUUCUUUUUUCCGAGCACCGAGUGAUGUGAAUGUGUCAAACCAUUUUUUAUAUGCAUUAUGAUCAUUUAAGUGAUACCAAAGUUUUAUAGAAUUGUGAUAAAGUGUCAUCAGUGUAAUGAGCAAAAAAGAGCGAAGUGGCUUCACAAAACCAAUAUAAGAAAUAUAUACGUACAUAUAUACGUGUGUGUAUAUAUAACAUCGAUGAAUAUAAAUAUAUUAACAUAUCCCAUAUAUACGAAAAUACUGUUAAUUAAAGAGAAUAUCACAGGGUAAAAUUCUACGGCCCCGGCACGCCCGAAUUAACCUCGAGGCCAGUUCCUCCGGAGCCUCGCCUGCGCCGCAACUUGAGAGUACUCCGGCGUGAUCAGCGAGGCAACUAAAAACCCCAGGAGGGAAUAGAGACGCAGGAUCAAUUAGUCUCGCGAAUGAUUAAUUAAGGGAUUUAUCUCAUUAGAAUAACGUAAUCCUGUCCUCUUACGGAUAAGAUUAUUAAGUUGGAUGAUCCCGGCGACGAUUUGCCAGGAUAUCGAAGUUUCUAAAGGAAGGCCUUUUGUAGACCGAGUGCAGUUUCUGCCAUUUUUGUUCUUUUUAUUUAUGUGAAUAAUGAAAAUAUGAAAAUAUCUAUAAGUGAAUGAAGUUAAAUAUCGGACCCACAGAUUUAUCGGAAAAUACGCAGAGCGGAAAAUAGUUGAUGUUUGAAAUGUGGAGUGCACUUUUAGGAGCGACCCUCGUGAAAUUAAUUCUGGGAAUAUAAACGCUGAACUUUCGGUAAUUUCGCAAUGAGGUUAUUAGUCCCUCUGUAAGAAGGCAGAAGUGCAAGUUUCAGGGCAGAGAAAAUGAAGGCCAUUGGCUACUCAAGGGGGAACUAAAACAUUUGAAAUGGAGCACUUCAAAACCGCUUUCUGAAGACAGACUUUGGAAAACUACUUAGAAGCUUUUAAAGCUAUCCCGCCGGGCCUGGUCAUGCAGAUGGACGUGGUCAACUCAGGGCUCGAGGUCAUCGCGGACAGGGACUUCGGGGACGUCCAGGUGGAGAAUCUCAGGCUCAUGUCCAACCACAUCCGCCUCAUCGGGGACAAGGCCUUCGGCCAGAUGAGUUACUCUCUCCGCUCGCUGGACCUGAGCUACAACGAGCUCGCCGGAAUUCCCCGCCAGGCCCUUCGCCCCCUCAGGAGCUUGGAGUGGCUCAACCUCCACGGGAACCACAUCGCCGAACUAGUGGCUGAGGAUUGGACGAGUCUCCGGGACACCCUGGCGACGCUCUUCCUUGGAGAGAACGACGUCGACCACGUCCCUCGAGAGGUCUUCAGCAGGUGCAGGCGACUCAUCUGGCUUAACCUUGAUGUGAACAACAUCCUCACCCUUGAGCGAGAGUCCCUUCCCAAAAACAUCCAGACGCUCAGCCUGAACCACAACCUAUUGUCGGGCUUCCCUUCCGAGGCAGUGAGCAACAUUCAAGAUUUGACAUGGCUCUUCCUCAGGGGUAAUCUUCUAGAUAGACUUCCGGACACUGGCUUUACCCUACCCAAGAAACUGGAUAAGCUCGACUUAGGAGAAAACUUCAUUCGUUUCAUCCCCAACAACCUCUUCAAUAACACUGUAACUGCACGGGACCUUCACCUCGAUUUCAAUCUUCUGACCGAAAUACAAGAUGAAGCAUUCAAGGGUCUCAACCCUGGGCGCCUCUACCUCUCUGCUAAUAACAUAAUGAAUAUCACAGAACAAGCCUUCCUGGGGGGGCCUGAGCACUCCCUAGUCAUGCUGGACCUGGAGAAGAACAAACUCGAGUCCGUCCCAAAGGCCUUGUCACACCUGAAGAGACUUCGAUAUCUAUAUCUCCCAGACAACAAAAUAGCUGAUAUUAAAGAUGAUGUCUUCCGUUCCUUUUGUGAAUCCAUGGAGGCCCUAAGCCUGUCCGGAAACCAACUGAAGGCCAUCCCUCGCACUGCCUUGGAGAACUGCAGCACAAUAGCACACCUCAAUCUGGGACAUAACCAAAUCACGGAAAUCCACGAGGAGGAUUUUGAUACCUGGGGUGAUAGCCUUGACACUCUCAUUCUAAGGAACAAUCGUAUUUACAGUAUCCCACCACAUGCCUUUAGAUACACACCAGAGCUUAGAGAACUCAGUCUUUCGUUUAACAGAAUCGUUGAUGUUUCUGCAGAAUCUUUUAUAGACAUUCUUAAUACUCUUGAAGUUUUGGAAAUAAGUUUAGGCUUUUAUAGAGACGAUUUCCCAGAAGAAGUCCUGAAGCCUUUAACUGCGCUGCAGUGGAUUGCUUUGGAUAAUAAUAACUUCAGAACGAUAUCCGAAACUGCUCUCUACUCCUUUGGCGAGCUUAGAUAUUUCAACAUGGAUUCUAACCGACUUACAUAUAUACCAAAAACCCUCUUUCAUCAGAAUGUACAUAAGAAUCUUCGAGAUAUUAGACUGGCUCUCAAUUUCCUGGAGAGAAUUGAGGUUCACACUUUCCAUAAUCUUGUUGGUCUUAGGACUCUCGUUCUUACAGGAAACAAAAUAAAGACUGUCCACUUCGAGGCAUUCAAAGCCUUACCCAAACUAAGUACUAUUUUGUUAGCAAACAACGAAAUAGAGACCAUAGAACCUCGGGCCUUUUCAGAUCUUCCAAACCUUAUGGAACUUGACCUACAGCAUAACAAAUUGAAAGAGUUGUCCUUAAAUGCAUUUUCCAACGUGACCAGCCCAACAACACCUCUUGCUCUCAAUAUUUCAUACAAUGAUAUCCAAGAGCUAUCCACGGGGUCAGGACCACCCAUCCUGCUCAAAAGCCUGGAUGUGAGCCACAAUGCUCUUAAAGAAGUGCCUAUCAACUUUCUCGGAGCUUUUACGUUCUCCAUUCAGCGUCUUGACCUUGGGUACAACCUCAUUAAGAAACUCGACAGUAGCGCCUUUGGGCCUCUGGGCACCCUCCAGAUGCUCAUCCUCGAACACAACGGUAUUAAACAAAUACGUCCUCGUGCGUUUUCCUCGCUGGAAAAAGUCCAACUACUAGACCUCAGCCACAAUCACUUAGAGAACCUGCCACCUGAGUGCUUUACUGAUGUGGCAUUCCUGCGUGUGCUUGAUCUCUCCUACAACCAUUUGCGCUCUCUUCCCAAUUCUGUGUUCCGAGGCACACAGCUGGAAACCAUUGGACUUUCACACAACGAGUUUGUCUCCAUGCCCACUGCUGGCUUUGCAGAGGUGGAGACGACCCUGCAUUACCUUGACAUCUCAAACAAUCACUUAGAACACUUGGACAAUACAAUGUUCUACAGUUUCCCAAACCUUAUCGAACUGAACUUGGCUAACAAUCGGCUCACGAUAUUACCUGACAACGUGUUCAUCAGCCUCACGAGUCUCAUCAGUCUCGACCUCAGUGGUAAUCCAGUCCGAGCCAAUUUCAAGGAACUGUUUCACUACACACAGAACGUUCAGAAACUCAACUUGGCCAAUAUUGGAUUCAGUUCUUCGCCCAUCAUCCCGCUUCCGAAUCUCAAUUCCCUUAACUUGUCAGGAAAUUCAAUGUCUGAGAUUGAAGUCCAGUCAGUUGAGAGUCUGCGUCAGCUGAGAUCGUUAGACUUAUCACACAAUAAACUGAAAAACGUGAGAUCUCGUCUUUGGAGACAUAUGCCCUUCCUGAAGUUCCUGGAUUUGUCGUCUAAUCCAAUUAAGUCACUGACAAAAGACAGCUUCGGUGGGGCUGCCAGCAUCGAGACUCUGGUGCUGAGCAAUCUUGACGAUAUCACACGUUUUGAUUACGAUGCCCUUUCUCAUAUGACGUUCUUGAGAGAACUCUAUAUGAACACCUACCCGAAUAUCGAGAAAUAUAG
This is a messenger RNA of Penaeus vannamei (Pacific white shrimp), 4294 nucleotides long. NCBI's taxonomy places the organism in Eukaryota, Metazoa, Arthropoda, Malacostraca, Decapoda, Penaeidae. The record is from RefSeq and is a predicted model, not a curated record.